AUGAGCAGAGACUUGAUAAAUGAGAUGGGACCAGAUGCUGACAGGACUCCAACAGGGUUUGGUGGUAUUGAAACACUUCAAGGGGGAAAGCAGCCAGAGGCUUGGGCGCAAUCUCCCCGGUGUUUGGGAGAAUUAAUCAAUGAAGACAUCCACACCUCGAAUUCUCUAUGUCAGCAAGAAAUAAACAUCAAAACAUGUGAUAAUUCCAUACCAAUCAUUGAAUCAAGCAAAAAAUUAUGGAAUCAACAAUAUUUCACUAUAGCAUUUCCCAAACCAUCCCAGCCAGGUGGAAAAAAGAGAUUAAGACCUUCAGAAAUACAAAUCACAGUUCCUCCUGAAGCAAAAUGGAUUCAUAAGCUGCUUUAAAGAACAACUGAGCACUUCAUUUCACAGAAUGGCCUUACCACAGUUAACAAUAGCUACUCUCAAAUGAGCAUUUCUACUUCUGUGGAACUGUAAUAAAUAAAAACAAGUCUUCCGUGAAAAAAAAAAAAGAGAUAGGGGUCGAUGUUUUAGUCUAAGGU
Messenger RNA from Odocoileus virginianus texanus, 524 nucleotides. The record is from RefSeq and is a predicted model, not a curated record. Lineage: Eukaryota; Metazoa; Chordata; Mammalia; Artiodactyla; Cervidae.